AUGGCGGAGUCGCUAGACGAAAGUGAUCAUUUACUGGUCCUAGAAGACUAUUUUGACGAUGAAGAACUUGAUAUAUCGUUCAGCAACAUGUCUAUCGACGGUAAGUCUCAAUUUUCAAGAUUUUAUAGUGUUUGAUAUGUGAUGAGACAGCUAUGCACGUGUAUUUUUAUUCAAACUCCCAGGUUUAUUCAAACAUACGGCAUAAUUUUUCAAUAUAGAUGUUCCUCCGCGAUCAAGUACACCAAAAGAAUGCGUUUUACAGGAGCCAAACGUAGAGGAAAGUCCGAUUGGGGAAAAGCACCACCUCACACCUUCUUCAAAGCAAUCUUUGCCUAAACCAAAGCGAUUCAACGUUGGUAUGUACAGUAAUAUUGUUUUUACUGUAACAUAAUAUUUAUAUUGCGCAAAUUAACAUGUAGUCAAAUUGACUAAAUAUUUUGGUUUUAUAUUACAAGUACUUCCUUGUUUACAAAAGUUUUUGAACUCUGUAGGUGGAAAACCAUCUGGAUAUGAAGUCACAUGUCGAAAAAAAGAUUUGGAGAUGCUGUUAAAGCAAUCAUUUGAGUUGAAGGAAGGAUCUGAAAUAACUGUGGAAUCUUUACUUUCAUGGUUGGGUUUUGAACAUGAUAAAAAAGUCCUUUUAUCACGGCAUAUAAAAGAUUUUUUUCCAGGUGUUUACACGAGGCGUGUAAACAAAGGUGGACAUGAACAGUAUCCUUUCUAUUAUUCUGUAUAG
Messenger RNA from Paramuricea clavata, 736 nucleotides. Lineage: Eukaryota; Metazoa; Cnidaria; Anthozoa; Malacalcyonacea; Plexauridae. The record is from the annotation of a GenBank genome assembly.